AUGCUGUUUGUCACAGUACAGACCAAAGCUCAGCACAGUUUCAUCGGGGUCGCAGGACGGGGAGCCGAGGACUACUUCACACAAUUCAACAGCCUUCCCCACGCGACAAUCCUCCUUCGCUUUCCGGUGGGACCGCAUCACAAACUCCUUCCAACCAACUUUCCCUUCGAAAUGGAGAGUCAUGCCACAGUGUACAGAUGGCUUGCUAUAUUGGAAGAAGCUUAUCUUAGAGCUCUUGGACAAAUGAAUAGGUGGGUCUUGUCUCGUUUCUGA
Molecule: messenger RNA, 273 nt
Organism: Protopolystoma xenopodis
Lineage: Eukaryota; Metazoa; Platyhelminthes; Monogenea; Polystomatidea; Polystomatidae
Source: the annotation of a GenBank genome assembly